UGAUGCAGAACCAUCUCCUGCAGAUGCUGUGUCUGGUGGCCAUGGAGAAGCCAGCCUCCACCCACUCGGAUGACGUCCGCGAUGAGAAGGUCAAGGUGUUGAAAUGUAUCUCAGAGGUGCAGGCGAGCAACGUGGUCCUGGGCCAGUACGUGGGGAACCCCAACGGAGAGGGAGAGGCCACCAAAGGGUACCUGGAUGACCCCACGGUGCCCCAUGGGUCCACCACGGCCACCUUUGCGGCCGUCGUCCUCUACGUGGAGAACGAGCGGUGGGAAGGGGUGCCCUUCAUCCUGCGCUGCGGCAAAGCCCUGAACGAGCGCAAGGCCGAGGUGCGCCUGCAGUUCCGCGACGUGGCCGGGGACAUCUUCCGACAGCAGUGCAAGCGCAACGAGCUGGUGAUCCGCGUGCAGCCCAAUGAGGCCGUGUACACCAAGAUGAUGACCAAGAAGCCUGGCAUGUUCUUCAACCCCGAGGAGUCGGAGCUGGACCUGACCUACGGCAACAGAUACAAGAACGUGAAGCUCCCCGACGCCUACGAGCGCCUCAUCCUGGACGUCUUCUGUGGGAGCCAGAUGCACUUCGUGCGCAGUGACGAGCUGCGGGAGGCCUGGCGGAUCUUCACUCCUCUGCUGCACCAGAUCGAACGCGAGAAGGCCCAGCCCAUCCCCUACGUCUACGGCAGCCGCGGCCCUGUGGAGGCGGACGAGCUGAUGAAGAGGGUGGGCUUCCAGUACGAGGGCACCUACAAGUGGGUGAACCCGCACAAGCUCUGACCCUGUGCCGGGCCCGCCCCCGCCCCGCCUCUCCGUGCUCCCCCGCCGCGCCCCCGCCGCCCCGCCCCCGGCCCCCCCCUCCCCCCCCCCCCCGCCAGACGCACCUCGGGAGGCCCCGCCGCUGGAGGACUCGGGACCACAGCCCUCAGCCUCACAUUCCCGCCCGGGCUCGGGCCACGCCACCUGCCCCUGGGCCCUGUCUCAUUCCUCUGGCCCCCAGCACUGUGACCGUCCCCGCCCGAGCCAGCCUCUGUCCCCCGGACUGAGCCCCGCUGGAGGAAGGAGAAGGAGGGCUGCAGUUGUGGGCGGCCGGGAGGGCAAGGUCCUCGGAGCGCAGGGGAAGGGGGCGGGCGCGGCCCAGUCUCAGCGCCACUUGACAUUCCGGGCUCCCCACUGGAAGGGACCUCCGUGCUGCCCAGCAGCGCACCUGUGUCGGGCCUCCCGAGUGGCCCUCUGCCCCGCCCAGCUCCUGCGGCCACCCUAACUCAGCACUCCACGGCCGCCCCAUCUCACCCCGCCCUCAGGUGGUGCCCUCGCCACCGGAGAAGCAGAAGCGGUGGGUGGGAUGCCCCAGCUCGGUCCUCUGCCAUUAAAUCCGCAGACAGGC
Physeter macrocephalus (sperm whale) is the source of this 1380-nucleotide messenger RNA. RefSeq names its product glucose-6-phosphate dehydrogenase (gene G6PD). Lineage: Eukaryota; Metazoa; Chordata; Mammalia; Artiodactyla; Physeteridae. Gene Ontology annotation, cellular component: cytosol. The record is from RefSeq and is a predicted model, not a curated record. The transcript is spliced from 6 exons. Gene Ontology annotation, molecular function: NADP binding; glucose-6-phosphate dehydrogenase activity. Gene Ontology annotation, biological process: pentose-phosphate shunt, oxidative branch; glucose metabolic process. The coding region runs from base 3 to 773 and encodes 256 amino acids.